AUGUCUGGACAGCCCGUCUAUCAAGUACUCAACCCCUCGUACGUCUACUAUCCGGGCAAUCCACCAAUGAUUUGCCCAGUCGCGCCGCCUCUCCAGCAGGUACAGCUGGUACAGCAGGCGCAGCGAGUACAGCCCGUUCUUGUCGCUCAGCCUGUCCAGGCAGCCCACGUGCAGUUCGUCCCCGUGGCAGUCACUCCUACCACUCACUGGGCUCUCCGGCCGCCUGGAGACUAUGGACGUGUCGUGCCGCCACCCCCGGGACGUCCUGGCCAAUGGGUUCAGUUUGCCGACGGACAAAUCGCUUGGGUAGCGCCAAAGCAGUAG
This is a messenger RNA of Thyridium curvatum, 324 nucleotides long. RefSeq lists its product as uncharacterized. The transcript has a single exon. Lineage: Eukaryota; Fungi; Ascomycota; Sordariomycetes; Thyridiales; Thyridiaceae. The coding region runs from base 1 to 324 and encodes 107 amino acids. The record is from RefSeq and is a predicted model, not a curated record.